AUGAAGACUAUUGGGGUUAACAGAAUCUCGCUUGUUCUCGUCAGUUUGUUUUGUUGCCAUGGCUUAACGGAUGGGUUUGUUUUGAAAGGUGAACAAAUAGAAAAAAAUUCAAAUUUUGUUGUCGUUGCUGUUGAGUCAAAAUUAUUGCCGAUGGAUUAUAUACUUUCAUUUUUUGAUCAAUCGAUUAAAAUGUUGGACAUUCCAAAUAAAUUGCUUGAUCAUAAAUUUAUAAUCAAUAAAAGUGCAGUGACUUCACCACUGAUCCUUUAUGAGACUUCGACUCAAAUACCAGACCCGAAUGCUAGUAAGAGGAUCAUAAGACAAGCAAAUACUGCUGAUGGUCUAUUGAGAAAGGCCAACUUAACAAAAUCGCCUCAUGGCGUCUAUUAUAAUACAAUGAACUCAACAGCUGCUGAACAUUCUACAAGAAUGAUCGAUACUAUGUUAAACGGUGUUUCUAAUUGUACAUCUUACAUUUCGACGAUCAAAAAAUAUUCUACAAGAAUGAUCGAUACUAUGUUAAACGGUGUUUAUAAUUAUACAUCUUACAUUUCGACGAUCAAAAAUCAGUCUAUGAAAAUGAUUGAUAAUAUGUUCAUCGGUGUUUCUAAGUGGGUAUCUUAUAUGAAGAACAAAGAAUAUGAUCUAAUAUCAACAAUUAGUGUGUGUGCGUUGAUAGGAGCGUUCUUUGGGAUACUGCUGUUUGUUGCUGGAAAAGCAAUUCAAUUAAGGAAAGCUCGGAAUGGAGUGAAAGAACAUAUGCCAGAAAAUAUCUUGAUGUACAUGGUGUAGAAUGGGAACAAUUUAUAUUAUGAUUUAAAAUUGCAAUUAUCAUUUAAUAUUAAAUCGUAGUAAUUUUUUUCCAUUCUACAGCAUGCUUAUUGUUAAAAGUAUGUGAUUCAAUGUUAAGUGUUCAUAAAAAAAUAAAAGGAUAUA
Molecule: messenger RNA, 936 nt
Organism: Acyrthosiphon pisum (pea aphid)
Lineage: Eukaryota; Metazoa; Arthropoda; Insecta; Hemiptera; Aphididae
Exons: 7
Coding region: 1-792 (263 amino acids)
Source: RefSeq, a predicted model, not a curated record